Talaromyces amestolkiae is the source of this 3711-nucleotide messenger RNA. RefSeq lists its product as uncharacterized. Gene Ontology annotation, molecular function: RNA binding; nuclear export signal receptor activity. Gene Ontology annotation, cellular component: RNA nuclear export complex; cytoplasm; nucleus. Lineage: Eukaryota; Fungi; Ascomycota; Eurotiomycetes; Eurotiales; Trichocomaceae. The transcript has 11 exons. Gene Ontology annotation, biological process: RNA export from nucleus; protein export from nucleus. The record is from RefSeq and is a predicted model, not a curated record. The coding region runs from base 1 to 3711 and encodes 1236 amino acids.
AUGGCUACAGGUGGUCAAGCCACUGCAGACGGCAUGGCCGACAUCAUCCAUGCUCUGGAGGUCUCCCAUAGUCCCAUGUCGUCAAAUGCACUGCGUGCGGAAGCCCUUCAGUUUCUGGAAUCAAAAAAGCAAGAUGAACACGCGGCGCGUACUGGGUUCUUGCUUGCCUCGGAUAUCAACAACUCGCCACUAAUUCGGCAUUUUGGAUUGUCCUUGCUUGACCACGUUCUUCUUCAUACCGGGUUUGCUUUGCAGAGCAGUCAAAUCAUGGAGCUCAAGGAGAUGAUCAUGGAACUCUCUCGGCGAAUACAACAAACGGAUCCGAGCUACUAUCGCAACAAAGUCGCCCAGCUUUGGGCCGAGGUGGCAAAGAGGAGUUGGGGUAUUGACUGGAACAGUAUGGACCAAGAUUUGUUCAACUUGUGGAACGCUAGUGUUCUUCAUAAAGAGAUCGUGCUGUCAAUCCUGGAAACUCUUUCAGAGGAUAUAUUCUACCGAGAGGACACCGCAUCGUCUUUAAGGGGCACGGAUCUGAACAGGGCUUUGGUCGAAAUAUUCACUCCACUCGCUGUGUUUCAAGAGACGUUUCCGGAAAGAGAAAACCACCGACAGGAGAUUCGAUAUCUAGAUGACGGAUGGCUUUCGAGGAUAUGUAUUCUCAUCGGUGAAUGCCUCGGCAGCGUCAACAACUCACGCGAGGCCAAGGAUUGCACUUUAAAAGCCCUCGCAGUACUAAGGUCUGCACUGGUUUGGUCGAUACCUAAAGCUAUCAUAACAUGCGAUAUCGUUACGGCAAUAUGCCGCAGUCUCACUUCACAGAACGAACAUAUCCUUCUGGCCGCGAUUGAAGCCUUGCAUUCUUUGUACAGCAGAUCAAAUGUCGACGUCGAUGAAUUCGCCCCCUUGGUAGAGCAGAUCUACAACGUGAAUCACCUGGCACUGUUGAGACAGUUAUAUGAGUGGACAGCUGUUGAUGCUGCAGACAUUGACGAGACAAGAUAUAAUAUCAGUAAAAAAGUCUCAGAGCUGAUGUCUUAUGCAGCUGCCUUUUUGGAGGAUAAGGAUCUUGAUUUACAGAGCGCUACUGGAACCGACAUACCUUUUCUUUUUGAGUUUCUUAUAGAGGUUCUACGGCACCAGAGUCUGACGGUCUCAAUUCCGGUAUUGCAUUCCUGGUCACGACUGCUCACAGCGGAAAGAGUAGAGCAAAUGGACUUUGUUACACGUUUGAUUGCACCAUUGUUAGAGAUCUGCACUCAACGGCUAGUUCGUUGGGAAAACCUCCCAGAAGACUCAGAAGAUCCCACAAUUCUAUUCUUGAACGAUGACAUAGAUACGAUCCCGGAACGUCACGCAUUUGUUGGCAAUUAUCGCCGCUAUUGCUCUACAGUGAUAGAGGUUAUCGUUCAGAAACGGCCUUACGAAGCCAUUCCACAUAUCCUUUCUGGCGUAGACCAGAACCUCAACAAUCUCUAUAGCGGUGUUCAGCCCUUCAGUGUCGCAGCGUUUCAAAAAGCAUCGUUUCCACUUAUGCGCGCUGAUACUCAAUUCUCUGUUGUCGAAGCUACCCUCAAGGGCUAUCAAAAGUGGAUCAUAGCACAUGGCCGCAGCCCCCAAGAAGACGAACAGCAGCGAACUCAACUCGAGCAGGCGAUUGAGAAUUGGGCCAUGAGUUUAAUGCAAAGGAAUUUUGAGGACCCCAUACUCAAACAGAGAGUCAUAAGACUCGUUGUUGAUAUAUCUUCAAAGGCUCUCGACAAAACACCAAGUUUUGCGUUGAAAGUUUUGGAACAUAUUUUGAUGACCCAUCUCGAAGAGCAGCCGCAAUACCCAGCUUACUCGGAUGCUGUCAGAGAACUUCAUAGUUUGGCGAGUCAUGAGUUGCGUAGGCUGUCAAUGCGUUAUGCCGAUUACUUCUUUACGUUCUACGAUGUGCUAGAGCCGAAGAUACGGGAGAUUGCGGCUGCGCAUCAAUUAGACGACAAGCUGCAGACUGAGCUCAUUUCGGUCUUAUUGAUCAUCACACAACGUACAAAGAAUGUUGAUCCUCAUGUUCGCGAGGACAGACUCAAUUCUUUCAUGGAACCCGUUCGAACUGCUUGGCAAAAUGAAGAGUUUAGAAAUAUGUCGUCUUCCUUUAAUGGAUUUUGCGAGCUACUGGGUCUAGAGAAAGUAGGCCCAUACAUGCAAAGCAAACAGGCAGCAAGUAUCGAAGAUUGGUCGGCUGUGUCGUUGGAUACUGUAGGAAAAGAUAUUCAAGCAGAACUUGCUCGACGGUUUCAGCAACUCCCUUUGCGAGGAACCAAAACUUUGCUUGCAGUAUCAACUGAGAAGCUCAAGCGGACUGAUGCUGCGUAUGAACUUGGUUGUGCUCUCUGGCGGGACGUAAUCCCUACCAUUCUGCCUACGUUAUUGCAGUUGAUUGGCCAUGCACAUGCCUUUCACAACCCCUCGAAUUGGAGCAGCCUUUCUCAGGAUAUGAGGGUUGUAGUCGGUCGGAUACUUAUGGAUCGAUUUUGGCAAGCCGGAAUCUCUACUGGAAGCCGAGAUGACUUUUACACCAAGAUCACUACGUCGAAAGCCACAUUAGAAGGGUUUGCCUCUUCAGUUCGAGGCAAAGUUCGAGCUGUACGAGAGUCGUGUUACUCAAUGCUAUUCAGUAUGAGUCGACUUCGACAAUAUUUCUACGGAUUUGAGGAACUACCAGGACCCUUGUCAGAGGCCCUUUUCAAGGACUCGACACAUUUAUCGUCACAUCAAUUUUCUAUUCUGCUGAAUAUUUCUCGUUGUCUUAUUGAUGACUGCCCUGUCCAAUUCCGUGAGCAAUUCUUACCACCAAUGAUCAGUACCUUGUUCAAGCAAGUCGACAAAAAGGUUACUGAAGAGUGGGAUAAUAUUGAGCAACGUAAAGCUGGUCUUGUUGAGGGAGACUUGACUGAGGAAAUGAAGGAUGAAAGCAUCCUUCGGCAGUUGACCUAUUCGGCGGUCAUCAUGGUGGCUAGUCUUCUGGACCCUCAAAGAGGUGAUCCAGAUGCAGCUACUAGCGAUGAUCCAAGCGCACCACAGCCGCCGGUUUCGCUGGAAACCUCCAUGAGACACUUUGUUCUCUCUAAUCCAACCAUAUUAGAGCCUGUCUUCAUGUUCUGCACCCAUGCUCUACGCAUGCGAGACACGAGAUGCGGCAGCAUCAUUACCAGAGUUCUUCGCUCUAUUCUAGUCGAUUUUGCACCUCCAGUCAACACACCUACAGCUGUUACCAUUCGAGAGUUUAUCUCUACAGAAGUCCUUCGCGCAUGCAUCACUUCCGUUCAUGAGCCGUACUUUGUCGAUAUGCAACGCGACCUUGCAACCCUCAUCGCAUCAAUAUGGGUGCUAUACGGCUCCAGCACAUCCACACCGCGCUCCGUUAUGCUAAGUCUCCCCGGCAUGAACGAGCAGCGCGUAUCUCAAACCGAGACGGCUCUUAUGAGCUCAACAUCCGGCCGUCAACAACGCGCCCUUGUCCUUGACUUGCUCGAAGGUCUACGCGGUGUCAGUAUUUCAGAACAGGGGAAGAUUCUCGGUACAAGAGAAGAGCGUCGCAAGGCCCGUAGCGCUAUGCAACAGCGGUACAUGUCAACAGCUCCGGCGGACAUGGAGGGGCAACAAAAAACAAAAGUCAAUAUUGACGAUGGACCUGAUCUUGGCGGUUUAGCGGACAUGUUUGGUUGA